AUGAUUUGAACUAGUUUAUGCUAAACACUGGUUCUUGGCAGUUAUCGGGUUUACCUACUCAACACAGGGGGCUGCCAGCACAUGCAAAACUCGUUCAGGGCGCGAAUGACAGAUUAUUACACUUUGGGGCACCGAAAACUGUGUGAAACCUAGCAGUUGCUGUCCGCACGUGUGGCCGUAAAACAGCUUAACAAAGUCUCUGUCUUGGACCGGACACCUGUAGAGAUGGACGGGUUCGGGUCAGACUCCUCAGCAGGCGGGUCCGGCGGUAAAAUAGACACCGGGACCAUCAUGGAGCAGGUUAAGGUCCAAAUCGCGGUGGCUAACGCUCAGGAGCUCCUGCAGAGAAUGACUGAUAAAUGCUUCAAGAAGUGCAUAGGGAAGCCUGGAAGCUCAUUGGACAAUUCUGAGCAGAAAUGUAUCGCCAUGUGUAUGGACAGAUACAUGGACGCCUGGAACACUGUGUCCCGAACAUACAACUCCAGGUUGCAGAGGGAACGAGCCCGCAUGUGAAAAAAAACCCCCAAAACUCUCUACCUCCUUCCCUUCAUCGGGUCGCUGCUGCUUAGAAUGAGGACCAGUGCAUCGCUGGAGGUCCCCAUGCGGGUGUAGAACGUCAGCAGCACAACAUACCCCUCUGUCAUAAUAAUAGACAGAGGGGAGACCUGUGGACUCUUACCCGUAACAGCAUCUCUGUGGAUAUUUUUAUUUUGACUCUUGAGGUAAAGAUCGCCAAUACAGUUUAAUUUUCCUAUGUUAUAUGUAAUAAAUGCAGUAACUUGUGGUGCAAAGGUCGGAUGUUUGACUGGGAAAAUAAUCAGACUGGACAGAAACACUUUACCUGUUAACAUGGGUACAUUCAAGGAAAAACGGAAGACAACAAAGCUGCACCCUAGAGCCCUCUAGAAAAUUGGAUACAAAAGAAAAUUCCCUUCUUGAAAAAUUAUACAUUUUUACCCUUUAAAUUGUCACCCAUUAGCUAUGCAUUUUUGAAUUGAUCCCACCUCUAAUUCUGCAUUUCUUCUGCAGCUACAGGAUCCUCCUCAAACGCUCACAAAUCUUUGACUUAGAUUAAGUUGGCUGACCCUUGAUGUGUUAAUGUUAUUGGAUUAAGCUUGCCCCAAUUGCUAACUCCUGCAAACACCUCGGUCCCACAGGAGAGGAGUUGUUCUUUAUUACAUCUGAAAUCCUGUAUCUGAGAAUGUCAUAUUCUAUGCUAAAACGUAAACAAUCAAAACUUAUUUAAUAUCUACUAGUUAUAUUAAACACAGUAUGGACUUGUUGGCAACAAUUACUGGAACUUCUAAUGAAGGAAGCGUCUUUAAAGACUCACAGCUGACAUUCACAGCCCUCCAGCCGGCCUAUAUCAAACUACAGCUGAAGAACAAAACUGUUUUGUCUGACAUGUUUCCUAUGUGUUACUCUAUCUGCUGCCCUUCCACAGUGGUGGACUUGUUUCAUCCAAGGUCUGCCUCACAUGGUUAGGAUACAACACCGUUCUCAGCUUUGUGUGUGUAGCUGGUCAGGCGUACACACCCUCCUGCGUAUAGUGAGAGAAGCCUGUAAACGUCAACUGCAGAGUGAUUGUGUGCAAAAAGAAAGUAUUUUAAUGGAAUAAAAUCAGUAAAUCUA
Girardinichthys multiradiatus is the source of this 1632-nucleotide messenger RNA. RefSeq names its product translocase of inner mitochondrial membrane 13 homolog (yeast) (gene timm13). The transcript has 4 exons. Bases 226 to 513 code for a protein of 95 amino acids. The record is from RefSeq and is a predicted model, not a curated record. Lineage: Eukaryota; Metazoa; Chordata; Actinopteri; Cyprinodontiformes; Goodeidae.